UGCAUCUGUUGACAACAAAAGGACACGUCGGCUGUAAUUAGUUCCCUACAUUAUUUAUUUGUUGUCAAUGCAACUCAACGGUUCUCUAUUUGACACAAAGAGAAAUAUACAGCGUAUUUACGUGAACUCACUAUGAGCGCAAACAUCUGUGACAGCCGACAGCUGUUUCAAGAAUUCAUGAGCAAAAUAGCUCCUGCUGUCACUUUCUCCUGCAUCUCCGGUACUGAGAUUUCAAGCACACCGCUCAAAUGAUUGAUUCUAUUUCAUUUGAAACAAGUGAAACGAUGCAAUAAAUGUUUUCUGCCACGGUUACAAUAACCAGCACCUGGCUAUAAAGGUCUCCGAUCCACUCUGUAAAUAAUUGAACAGCCUGUUAUGUGUAGCAGAUAGAGAGAGAGAGAGAGAGAGAGAGCGGGAGAAAAACAGAAAGGGCAAACCCCAAAGUUAAGCCACUGAAAAUAAAGACACAGUGCAGCUCAGAUCACAUACAUUUUAAUACCGGAGAAGGAGGCAAAUUAAAAAAAAAAUGAACUUCUGCCGUUAAAGACCUCAAAGUAAAAAUGUUUAUUCAAUAUGUUGUCACACCGCAGCUGAUAUAGAUCAACACCUUUCAGAGUUUAACACGUUGUUGCUGCCACACGCGGUGAUGUCAGCUCUCACGGCUCGCAGGGUUCACGCUGAAACAUUUCCUGUUAGGAGGCACCACCAUGUUUAAUGGAUGGAGGAGGGUGACAACAGAGCACUGCAGAUAUGAUACCAGAAUGAGUUCUCCUCAGUGGUAAUCAAAUAACAAAAAUAAUAGCUUUUAACUCUUGUCUGCAUAGUGUAACUGAUCCUCUCCACUCAGUGUGAGCUGGCACUUAUCAUAAUAAAUAAAAACAUUGUUAUAAUAAUAACAGUGAAUGUUUUGUUUGGCCCACAAUGCAGGUUAACUGGAUGUUUAUUUUUUCCAGUGCUGUAUACGCUCCUUCUGUAACCCCAUCCCCAUAACCCAAGCCUACCUCAAACGUCAGGCCACAAAUGACUUGUCAUUUAUUAAUAGCUCAACAUUUGCCUCGAAACCGUUUGAUGACAACACGGCACGCUGCCGGGGAAACACGCAGAGCUCUAUCUGUGGAUUCCCGGCCCCGGGUCUGUGGAUCACUCAAUGCUCCGUGACUCUAUUGUCGUCGUGUUCGUGGCCAUAAACACCGCAGCACGUGGCCUCCGUUAAAACUCCCCGCUGCGCCUCCACCGCGGACGGGUAGGUCAAAGCGGCGCUUCUCCUCUGAGCAGCGCGAGCCGCCGCGCGCGCGCGCACGGAUUGAACCGCGGACGUUGCCAUGGCUACACACGGGCCCAAUGGGAAGCUCGCGCCCGGACUGUUGGUGAAUGAAAAUAACAGAGGCCAUCUUGCACACGGCGCUACGGCAUCGGUUGUAAAUAAUAAAACGGCGGCGGGCAGGUUUCGGUGCGACGUUCGCUUGUAGAUAACGGAUAAAAAAAAACGAAAAAAAAGAAAGACACGCUGUGACUAACUUGUGCCGCGCGCCGCCUCUUCCUUCACCGCAUUGCUCUACGAGCCCCCCGCACCCCCCCCCCCCCUCCCCGGGACGGAGGGAGUUGUCUUAACGACUAGCGGACGACCGGACACCGGAGCAACCAAAAUAAAAAAAAACAGCGGGGCGGAAGGAACAGGUGUACGGUUUCAUCACACGGACACUGCGCUCGCCACCGAGCCGCCGCCGCAGCAGCUCCCGCCGGGUUGUGUCCUACGGUCGAGGACGUCCCGUCUUUCACCCAUGGAGAGGAGGCCGGUUACCGGGCGAUGUGUCGGGUCGAGUGAGGCGGCGGUCGCUGUGAGGCAUUAAACGGGGUAAGACCUGGGAAUAAAGCUUGACCCGGCGGGAAGGGAAGAAGAGAAGGAGGGAGGAAAAGGCGCGUGGGCUCACAGCUCACCUGUACCUGACUCUUCUUGGCAAGUCUCCAGCCUUUUGGUUUUAUGACGGAAAGUGUGUCCCCCUGCAGUAGAUCAGUAAGAAGUGCUCUCCAAUAUGAAUACAGACAGCGGAGGAUGCUCUCGCAAAAGCUCGGCCUUGUCACUCACGCUCUCUCCCAUGAAGAGGGUCCAGAGCUCGCCAAAUCUGGGCUCAGGGAGUGAUUCUCACUCAUCAGACUUGGAUUCUUGGCGGUCGCGCAGUGCAACAGAUGGCCUUAAGAAUGGAGACGCCAGCAGCUCAUCUCUUGCUGCCAAAGGUUUCCGCAGUGUCAGACCCAACCUGCAGGACAAAAAGUCUCCAACACAGGGCCCUCCCUCCCCUGACCCAACAGCGCGCCACUCCCCGUAUCGCUGCCGCAGCUCAGAGUCGCUCGACUGCAUGUCGGGCCUAAUGCCCAAGGCUCUGUCGCCCUGCCCGUACGUUCCUAGCGGAGCUGGCGCAGCCAGCAGGCCGGACCUCCCCGCGCUGAGCGGUGCGAGCAUCGGGGGCCGCGUGCCGUCCUCGGACUCCCCCGUGACGUCGUCAGCUCUGAGCCACUACUCGACGUCCACGGCGGGUCUGCUGGACGAGCUGCAGAUCUGUAGCCUGGACUCACCCGGCGCCUCGGCCACGCCGUCGCCCACCCUCAGCCUCGCCUCCGCCUACACAUCCACCGCUGGCCCCGACGAUGCGCUAACAGCCUUUGCGGCCUCCACCGCUGCAGCAGCCACUGUCACUAACGGCCAGGUCCUCUCUCACGCUAUGAAUGGAAGUGCUCCUCAGAGGCCCCUCUCUCCUCUCUCCUAUCCUCCUCCCCCCACCUCCCUCCACCCUGCGCUCCAGAGACACAACCGGGGUUCAGAGGGCAGCGAGUCCCUCACCAGAGAGUCCGUGGUGCUGGGCCACACCAGCGUCAGCGGCAUGGUGCCCAUCGCUCGCUUCACUGAGGAGGAGAAGAGGGUGUCCGUCAUCAAAGCCCCGCACUACGAAGGCAUCGGCCCCGUGGACGACUCCGGCAUCCCCAUCGCCAUCCGCACGACGGUGGAUAGGCCGAAGGAUUGGUACAAAACUAUGUUCAAGCAGAUCCACAAGGUUCACAAAGCCGAUGACGACUAUUCUGACACAUACAACGCAACGUAUGCGGUCAUAAACAGCGAUGACUACAGCCUCUCAUCCAACCCCACCAUGGCCCACCCAGCCCCCCGCACACAUACGUACAGGCCGCUGGCCAAGAGCCCCUCGGACAACGGAGGGCGUCUGGGCCCCCGUGAGCCUCCGCCGUCCCCUGUGCCUCCACCCCCUCCGCCCAUGCCAUCCCUCCUCCAGCUGAGGGCCAGAGACAGCGAUCGCGAGCGAGACUCGCCCGACGCGAAUGAAUGGGGUCCCCCCAACAGGAAGGUGGACACUCGAAAGUACCGCGCCGAGCCCAAGAGUAUUUUUGAGUAUGAGCCUGGAAGGUCUUCCAUUUUGGAGCAUGAAAGACCAACCUAUGAUGACAUAGAUUUAGAGAACGAGCCUUGGUAUAAGUUCUUUUCCGAGCUGGAGUUUGGGCGGCCGCCUCCUAAAAAACGGCUGGAUUAUAAUCCAGACAUCUCCGCUCGUCAACGUAUUGAGACGUCCCUGCACAUCGCUCCCGCUGACAAGGCUCCUGAGAGACCGGCGAGUGCUGCCAGCGACUACAGGAAGAGGAGGAAGUCCGAGCCCACGAGUUCCCAAGUCAAUGCUCCGUCUCAGAGCAGAGCGGCGACCUCCCCUAAACCAGUGGAUGCCUACAGACCCAGCAGCAGCCUAAAGAAACCAGUGGUUCAUUCCUCACCAUCCUCGCCCUCCAGAGCCAAAGGUGGGGCCGCAUGUAACAUGUAUUCAAACAGCUUGACCUCCCCAGGCCCUGACCAAGGCCCCGAUCUCCCCCCUUUACCCUCCGACCCCGUCCAUUGCCACGAGGAAGCCAGCUCCUCCUCCAAGCAGUCCGUCUGUGGUAAGAACAGCUGGCAGACGAAAUGCCAGGAAACCGAGACGUGGAGCAGCGCGGACGAGGUACCGCCCGUCCCCGGCAAGCUCAAGUCCCGCAGCUGCGAUGACUUGCUCAACGAAGGGCAUUCCGGCUCAGGCGGGCGCAACGCCACCCGCUCAGAAAGUGCCGGGUCCCUCGUCUGCGAUGGGAAUCCCCCGGGCGCUGCCGGGUCCGUCUCCGCCCGCUCGCUGCCUCGCCUCCACCGCCGGCGCGCGCACGACUCACCGGGCUUCCUCCAGCUCUACCGCAAGAUGCACCAGAUCGACCGAGCCCAUCUCAUCCCGUCGGAGGUCAUCCGCUCGGUCCGCGCCCGCAUCCUGGAGCUGGAGCGCCAGCCUCACCUGCACCGCCACCGCCUCUCUCCUUGGACGCCCUCUUGGGGCAUGGAGGUGCCGCGCGACAUGGUGCCGAGCCGCAUUUCCACCUACGAGAGUCUUAUUUCAAAGUCCAAGUCCAUGCCUAACCUGGGUGAUAGUGAGGUGCCUUCCGGCGCCACCACCCCGGGCGGAUCGUCAUCUCGGGCCAGCAGCGGGGGCGUCGCCACGCCCAGUUUUCCCAAGCGGCGUUUUUCCAUCGAGUCUUUAUUGGAGGAAGACGGCAACGACGGAGCAGCACCUCACACCAUGGACCAGCGGCAUCGACCCCGCAGCCCGCCCGAGGGUCAGCCUCGAGUCGGGCCGGAGCCCAGCCGCGUGCGCUCCUUCCCCGCUCCUCCCGUCCCACAAGGCCCGCGAGCCGACCACGACUACUCCGACAGCGAGCAGGACGCCGUCGCGUCCGACCUCAGCGACUUCAUCCAGGUGGAGGGCUCCUCGUUCUGCAGCGAGAGCGACUUUGACCACUGCUCACUGACCUCCUCCGAGAGCCUGUACGGCUCCUCCAACCUUCACCACCACCACCUGCGUCAUCAGCACCGCCACCACCACCACCACCACCACCACCCUGCUCACCAAAGUGUAGGCCAGAGCCAGGGCUACCAACACCGCCACCUCAUCAGCUCGUGCAAAGGCCGCUGCCCGGCCUCUUAUACCCGCUUCACCACCAUGCUUCGCCACGAGAGAGAGCGAGCGCGACAGCAGCACCAGAGGCCCCCGCUCCAGAGCGCCCAGUCCCAGCAGUCCAUGUCCAAGCUGGCCUUCCUGGUCAGCCCAGUGCCUUUCCGCAGGAAAAAGGGCUCCCCGCCCACCUCCAGAAGAAGCAGCGGCGGCGCAGAUGGAGGAGGGCGACCCAAGUCCAAACAGGCCAUUUACGAAGCGCUAGACGCGGCCCUGAGAGACAUAUACGAGCACAUUCAAGCGGAGCGAGGCCACAGAGGAAGCAGGGCACCGGACGACAGCAUCCUGAGGAGAAUUCUCGCCGAACUGCUGCCAAACGUGCCUGAGCGAAGCUCCUCGUUGCGUGGCGGGAGAGGGUGUUGGCAGGGGGGUCAGUCCUCCGCAUCUUUGUACCCAGACGGGAGCCCCACCGAAUAUGCCUCGCAGAGAGGGGACACCUCCACGCCGCGGCUGCAGUCGCCGCUCGGUUACGGACGCCACUCAGACAGCUCAAACAAUAACGAAUAUGGAGAGGAGCAGGGCAAUGGGAACGGUCUCUGUUAUUCAGACCAGGAUGUCUCCAGAUGUUAUUCCACCAUGGACGGACGCCACACCCCCCAGAGCAGAAGGCCUACGACUGACCGAGAGGUCUCCCAUAAACAGAUGACACAACUUAUUCUGUUCUCUCUCCUCCAUCAGAAACAGCCUGCGAGAGCCAUUUAUGAUUUUAAGGCACAAACGGCUAAGGAGCUGACAUUUAAGAAGGGUGACGCGGUGAACAUCAUCCGGCAGAUAGACAACAACUGGUAUGAAGGAGAGCACCGCGGGCGCGUCGGGAUAUUACCCAUUUCCUACGUGGAGAGGAUGCCGUCGUCAGAGAAGCAGCAGCCGAUUCGUCCUCCUCCGCCCGCACACGUGAGAGAGAUCGGAGAGGGAGUGGCUCGCUACAACUUCAAUGCCGACACCAAUGUGGAGCUGUCGCUAAGAAAGGGCGAGAGAGUAGUUGUGAUAAGGCAGGUGGACCAGAACUGGUACGAGGGGAAGAUCCCGGACACAACCAAACAGGGCAUCUUUCCUGUGUCAUACAUUGACAUCAUCAAGCGCACCACGGCCAAGAGUUCCAGCCACCACAUAGACCCACACGGUUACCCUGGCAACCGGACACCAAGCUCUACACCCAUCAAGCCUUUCUGCCACCUCCCUCCGCCCUCCGCCACUCGUGACCUCCCCUCCCGUCGCCCCCCGUUGAGAAGGCUUGACCUGCGAGCUAUCACCAGCGAGUGGCUGUCACUCACUUUGGAACCGGCUCGCUCCCUCACGACCACCCCUGUACCGCCCACGCCGCCCCCCCUCCCCACUGGCCUUGCAUCUUUCCUGAAGGCAGAGGAACCCGAGGCCCCCUCGCCUGCACAACCAAAGACAGAGUCUGCUCUGACGCACCAGAGAAUUCACACAACUCCUGCAGGGAGACUCACUUUAGGGCACGCCCCUUUCUCUCCACUGCCUCCUGCCUCUCCUCCUCUUCCUCCUCCCCCUGCCGUUCCACAUCCCUCAUUUGCCUCGCCACUGCCUGACUCGUUACUGCAAUACAACAGUGUCAAAGCUCAGCCAUUACACAUUUUGCAGCCAGAGAAGUUGCCCCUCACUAUGCCAGAGCCACUAACCUCCCCCACACCGGCUCCUCUGCAGGACAAGUCGUAUCCGGAAGUCGACAAAAGCAGCAAAGUCCCCGAUGUUAAGCAGCAGGUAAAGGACCCCUAUGACGAGCUGCUGUCCAUGAUUCUGGAUGGUUCCACCAGCUCAGACUUUCCAAGACUGUCCCCCGCAGCCAGGCCAACCGGUGAACCCCAGAGCAGGUUUAAGCUAAAAGCCGAGGGGUCUGGCGUCGGCUUGGAGGUGCAGUUCCACCGGCCUGUAACCGUGGACACCAUCACGCGGGGAGGGCAGGCAGGAAGUGAGCGACCAGUCGAGCCUCAGAGGCCACCAUCGGUGAAAGGAAGGGGAUACACCGAGUUGUUCAUUGAGGAAGACGAUGACGCUAGAGAGGACAUGGGCCAGGAAGUCAAAGGUUUAAAUGGAGGACUCGGCCCACAGGCUGAUGUCUCUCCCUCCACUUUGACACGGCUCCCCCCCUCCGGCCUCCCCCCCCCCUCAGUAACUGCACCCCAACCCUCUUUACCUCCGCCUCCUCCAUCCUAUCCUCCUUUUACUCCGUCUUUAACUCCUCUUUCUACGUCUUCUUUUACUCCAUCUUUCAUUUCAACUUUUAUUCCUAUUUCCUCUUUGUCUUCUUUUAUUCCUUCUUCGUCCUCUUGCUCACAGCCCGAGCAGCAGCCUCCUAGCCCCGCCCCUCCCACGCCCCCCGUCUCCCCCCGUCCCCCGUCCCGUCCUCGCCUCAUGACGUCGGAGCUUUCUUCGGUCUCGGCGCCGUCCUCGCCUCCCCCCCCCCUGCUGCGCUCCCCUCCCCCUCCUCCACAGCUGCCUGUCACUCGCCCUCCGAGCUUACUCUGCUUUUCUCACCUGGUUGCAUCCAUCCCCGCCCUGAGCCCCCCUAAGCCCGCCUCUCCUCCCCUCGCCACUCCACGCUCUCCUCCCACUGCGCCCCGUCCAGGAUGUAGGUCCCCCAAGGUGAAGCAGGAUCCAGUUGUCGGUGGCAAACCCCCUCGUAGCCCCAUCUUGUCCCGGAGGUCCUAUCUGUCCUCGGUUAGAGGUCGCAGGCGAUUGGUGCAGGAUGCUCUCCAUGGGGGAGGAGAUCCGUACCAGGCCGUGUACAACUACCUGCCUCGCAACGAGGACGAGCUGGAGCUGAAGGAGGGCGACGUUGUAGAUGUGAUGGAGAAGUGUGACGAUGGCUGGUUCGUCGGGACCUCUCGACACAGCAAGUUGUUUGGAACCUUCCCAGGAAACUACGUGAAACAGCUAUAAAGAUGAUUCCAGCCCCCCCCUCCGCCCCUUCUCCCCCUGAGCCCGCCCCUUUCUGUGACAACUUGUUCGCCCUCAGCACAGCAGCCGCAGGACGCCACCGCACCAGAGACCUGCCACACGUUUAUGCGCGCGCGUGUGUGUGUGUGUGUGUGCGGCUCGUCAGCUUCACGCAGACACAACCCCUGAGCUCUAACUAGCCAUCUCUAAUGGAAGACUUCAUUCAAAUAAUGAUGUUGUUUUUAAUUUUUUUCUAUCACGGAGAAGCCAAACUUUGUGCUGGAGUCAGCGACCGUUACCUUCGGGCCGUGAUGGAAGCACGUCGAAAGGAACUUUGCGAACAGUCGAUGACAGAAAACGUGCUUUUCUUUCUACUAAAGGGCAGUAAGAUCACCACGAUCACCUUUUUAUGUUUAGUUUGUUCUUAAAAACACUUGUUACAUUUCAUUUCAGUGUUCGGUUACAAAGAAAGAAACAGUGUUCUGUCAGCACGUCUGUUGCGUUGAGGGGAUUGAGGCCACGCAGACGAUGUUUCAGGUGAAAGGGUGCGACGUCCCGCGCGUCCACGUGGGAAAGACGGCGCAUGUAUCGAGUCUGUGUGUCGCCCAAUGUAUUGAUUGGCUCAUGAGAAUGUGAUAAAUGAAAAACGAUCCAGCAAUCAUUUCAAAUAUUGCGAAUGUGUGUGUAAAGUACCGUUGCCUCUUGCCCCCUGCUGUCGAAACCUGAUGUGGCAGCUUUUUAGGAUCAGGAAAACUAAAAUGUUCUCCACCUUGUUGGUUCUUCAUCUUCACACUUAGGAUUGAUGCACUUUAACCAAACUUUUAACACAAUUUAGAGUUUGUUUUAUCUCAAAUUUCCCUGCAGAUUCCACAGCGUAGUUUGAGCAGCGCGUGGAGCGAGGUGACCGACCUGUUAGGUAUUAUAUUUAUUAGAGGACAAGUGCUGGGCGAACUGUGUUAUAAGACGAUUGUAGGAAGCACGGAACGACGCCGCGCUCUUCUAACACCACACAUCCAGAGGCCAGAAAGCUCCACUAACAACACAAUGCUUCUCUUUUUUUAUGCUAUUUAAGUCAAUGCAGGAUGGGAUGAGACUUUAUCAAAGACGUGAGUCAUGUGACUGCGGUCUGUCCACUAGACGUUGGUGGUGUCUUUGGUCCGGCGCUUCACGGCUUCAUGUCAUUUGCUACUACAUGAAAUAAGUAUCCGCCCUCUUGACCCGCCAUGCUCAGCGAACAGGAGUUGUGUUUUUAUCUUUUUUCAUUUCACUGAAAACAAAAACAAACUGUCAAAGCACCUUAAGAUAUAUUUUGUUUUUAUCAUUCACCGUCCUUCACGUCACCCCAUCACCCACGACUUCAGUAGGUGUGAGGGCACUUUGUGUGUGUGUGUGUCUGUGGUGUUUUUGUAAGCCUUUUGUAUGAGAGCUGUAUAAUGGCCAACAUCCACUUGCUUUAUAAAAGUCAGCAUUUUCUCACCCAGCAUCAUAUUUGGUUUCCUCGCUUUCUUUCUUCACAUUCUUCAUCCGUGGUGCUAAUUCUCCACAUUUUACAGUUAUUCUCGUAGCCGGGCACGUAGGCCUUCCUUCCUUUUCCUUCUGUGUCGUUUUAAAAGCCAGUGGCAUAUUUAAACUGAAGUUACUGUAGUAAGUAAGUAGAGUUGGUGAUUGCUGCCUUACGUCCAACUCACUAAUAUACUAGCCAUGUAUAUGUUAACCUCUUCUGUGAUGCAAAAAAAACUAAUUUAGGCAAAUAUAGUGUAGAAAACAUCAGGAACGUGUGCACAGGGUGAUCAGCGACUGCAGUGUUGAAACAAGCCCUUUGAUACCACGUUUCAGAA
This is a messenger RNA of Pungitius pungitius (ninespine stickleback), 9766 nucleotides long. It is a transcript of the gene sorbs2a, whose product is annotated as sorbin and SH3 domain containing 2a. The record is from RefSeq and is a predicted model, not a curated record. The coding region runs from base 2034 to 7931 and encodes 1965 amino acids. Gene Ontology annotation, cellular component: plasma membrane. The transcript has 29 exons. Gene Ontology annotation, molecular function: protein binding. NCBI's taxonomy places the organism in Eukaryota, Metazoa, Chordata, Actinopteri, Perciformes, Gasterosteidae.